Staurois parvus is the source of this 359-nucleotide messenger RNA. Lineage: Eukaryota; Metazoa; Chordata; Amphibia; Anura; Ranidae. The record is from the annotation of a GenBank genome assembly.
AUGGGGCCCCCGGGCAAUAGGGGAUCAUUGGGCCCCUGUGUCCUUGCCCACACUCAAAGCAUACCCAAAAAAGUCUAUAAAAUGUACCAGGUGCAUUUCAUGGGGCCCCCUACUGACCCCGGCAGUGCCCCAGUACUUUAAUGGUCAGUCCGCCCCUGACUGGGUCAUUUGGUGAGCCCACAGGGCAGACUGACAACUUAUGGGGCCCCUGGGCAAUAGGGGAUCAUGGGGCCCCUGUGUCCUUGCCCAAACUCAAAAAAGCCUAUGAAAAAGGUACCAGGGGCAUCUCAUGGGGCCGCCUACUGACCCCGGGCCCUUGGGCAUUGCCCAAGUUUCCAAAUGGUCAGUCCGCCCCUGGU